This is a messenger RNA of Melospiza melodia melodia, 605 nucleotides long. It is a transcript of the gene LYG2, whose product is annotated as lysozyme g2. The record is from RefSeq and is a predicted model, not a curated record. Gene Ontology annotation, biological process: peptidoglycan catabolic process; defense response to Gram-positive bacterium. Gene Ontology annotation, cellular component: extracellular region. Lineage: Eukaryota; Metazoa; Chordata; Aves; Passeriformes; Passerellidae. Gene Ontology annotation, molecular function: lysozyme activity.
AGUGCAUUGAGAAUGUGGGGAGACAUCCUGCAGCAAACAUGUCAGAUUCAGAAGGAUUCAAAAUGUCAGCUCAGCCAUAAUGACCUUUAGAAAAUCUGGGUUUGGAUUCUAAAAUGAAAGGCAAAGUCAUGCAUGUCAUGUUGUAGAAGUUCCUGCCUUAGAGAAGACAGCAGAAGAACAUGGAGAAAUACCAGGCCAAGAUGGUAAAAGCUGGCAAUGGUGAGGGUCUUGCUCCAGCUGUGAUUGAUUGCUGGUGUGAUCUUUCAAGGGCUGGGACAGAACUAAAGGACAGCCUGAGUGACCAUGGGAAUGCAUUUGGCUUAACACAGAGUAACAAAAGAGGCUGGCAACCGUACCAUAACUUUGGCAAGCCAUGGGACACUGAAGAGCACCUAGGACAAGACACAGAGAUUUUAUACAGGAUGAUAAUCCAGAAAAAAUCUCCAUCUUGGACAGAGGAACAGCACCUCAGGGGUGGGAUCUCAUCUUGUAAUGCAGGAGUUAACACUGUCCAGACCUACGACAAAAUGGGUAUUGGCAGAACACACAACUAUGCCAAUGAUGGGGAUGUCAGAGCCAGGUUUUAUAGGAAAAAUGGAUAUUGA